This is a messenger RNA of Emiliania huxleyi CCMP1516, 801 nucleotides long. RefSeq lists its product as hypothetical. The record is from RefSeq and is a predicted model, not a curated record. NCBI's taxonomy places the organism in Eukaryota, Haptophyta, Isochrysidales, Noelaerhabdaceae. Gene Ontology annotation, biological process: transsulfuration. Gene Ontology annotation, cellular component: cytoplasm. Bases 56 to 589 code for a protein of 177 amino acids. Gene Ontology annotation, molecular function: pyridoxal phosphate binding; carbon-sulfur lyase activity. The transcript is spliced from 6 exons.
GGUUGGCGGCGCGGUGGUCGCGGCCUCGCCCGAGCUGCACGAGCGCGUCAAGCACAUGCAAAACGUGCACGGAAACAUCAUGAGCCCGCAAAACGCCUUCUACACGCUGCAGACGGCCAAGACGCUCGCGCUGCGCGUGCGGCAGCAGUGCGAGAACGCGCAGGCGAUUGCCGAGUUCCUCGAGCGGCAUCCAAAGGUGGACGUGGUCGGCUACCCUGGGCUCGCCUCCUUCCCGCAGAAAGAGCUCGCCGACCGGCAGCACAUGAACGGCCUGCACGGCGGCAUGCUCUGGUUCGAGGUCAAGGGCGGCACCGCGGCGGGCCGCGCGCUCAUGGAUUCGAUCCAGCGGCCGUGGUCGCUCUGCGAGAACCUCGGCGCGCUCGAGUCGAUCUGCACGUGCCCCGCCGUGAUGACGCACGCAAACAUGCUCGCGGAAGACCGGCUCAAGGUCGGCAUCACGGACGGGUUUGUGCGGCUGUCGGUCGGCAUCGAGCACAAGGAGGAUCUCAUUGCGUCGCUCAAGGCGUCGCUCGACGCGCUCCCCGACGAGCUCGCCGACGAGGAGGCGCCGCGCGCCGCCGCGGCGUGAGCAGCAGCCCAUAUCUCGUCGGGGGGCACGAGGACCACGGCUGCAGCGUACCCACUUCUCGGCCGUUGGGAGCCCGCCCCACUUUCUCUCUGUCCUCGACGCGCAUGUAUUUCGGGUUUCGCGCCGCCCCGCUGAGCGCUGUGACGCUGACGGGGUGUGUCGUCCGAAACUGUACCACUCGAUGCACAAUCUACAUAAAAGUACUGAAAAAU